Messenger RNA from Amaranthus tricolor (Joseph's coat), 1659 nucleotides. RefSeq names its product equilibrative nucleotide transporter 3-like. Bases 204 to 1445 code for a protein of 413 amino acids. Gene Ontology annotation, cellular component: plasma membrane. Gene Ontology annotation, molecular function: nucleoside transmembrane transporter activity. The record is from RefSeq and is a predicted model, not a curated record. Lineage: Eukaryota; Viridiplantae; Streptophyta; Magnoliopsida; Caryophyllales; Amaranthaceae. The transcript is spliced from 9 exons. Gene Ontology annotation, biological process: nucleoside transmembrane transport.
UUCUUUAUUUUUUAUUUCACUUGAGUAGGGUGGGUUAACUUUAAACCUUUGAAUUUUCUGAAUCAUCAAUCAAUUAUAAUAAAGUGAAAUCUCAAAAAUUUUAUCCUUUUCCUUUGUUGGGGGAUUUAUUUUAAAAAUAUUUUAUACUCUAUUUGUUUUAUUACAGUAAAGGGUAAUUGCAAAUUGUCAUUGGUGAAUUAGCCAUGGGUGUUGCCGAAGUUGUCACUCCUGAUAGAUUGCCGGGAAAGAGGAUUGCUGUAUUAGUAUGUUGGUUUCUUGGUAUGGGUUCUCUCCUUUCAUGGAACACUAUGCUCACUGUUGGAGAUUACUAUUACAAAGUUUUUCCGAAAUACCAUCCAUCAAGGGUACUUACACUUGUUUAUCAACCAUUUGCUGUUGGAACACUGGCAUAUCUUGCUUAUAAUGAAUCGCGGAUUGACACUAGAUGGAGAAACAUAGCUGGAUAUAUUCUUUUCUUCGUUAGUACAUUCGGUUGCUUAUUGUUGGAUUUAGCAACAUCUGGACAUGGAGGGGUUGGACCUUAUGUAGGUAUAUGCAUUUUGGUGGCUGCUUUUGGAGUUGCAGAUGCCCAUGUACAAGGUGGAAUGUGUGGAGACUUAGCUUUUAUGUUGCCAGAGUUUAUUCAAUCAUUCUUUGUUGGUUUGGCUGCUUCGGGUGCUUUAACUUCCUGUCUGAGGCUAGUAACAAAAGCAGUUUUUGACAAAUCUCAUGAUGGGCUUCGCAAGGGUGCAUUGCUCUUUUUGGCAAUCUCCACAGCACUGGAGCUUGCAUGUGUUUUCUUGUAUGCAUUCUACUUUCCCAAAUUGCCGAUUGUUAAGUACUUUCGAACAAAGGCGGCUAAGGAAGGAUCUAAAACUGUUACAUCAGACCUUGCCGCAGCUGGCAUCAAACAGAUCGAGGAAAACGCAAAAGUAGAAGAUCGUUUUACAUUAAAACAACUGUUAUAUCAGAAUUGGGAUUAUUUUCUCGAUUUAUACCUAAUCUAUGCAUUGACAUUGUCAAUUUUCCCGGGUUUUCUGUUUGAAAAUACAGGAGAACACAAGUUAGGUGAUUGGUAUGCUGUUGUGUUGAUUGCCAUGUACAAUGUUUUGGAUUUAAUUGGAAGAUACACCCCACUUAUUAAAUGCGUAAAAUUGGACUCCCGAAAGGGCUUAAUGAUCGCUAUCCUAGCCCGUUUCCUGUUUGUCCCGGCAUUUUAUUUCACUGCGAAGUAUGGAGACCAAGGAUGGAUGAUUAUGCUCACAUCCUUAUUGGGUUUUACCAAUGGCCAUCUAACUGUCUGUGUGAUGACUGUCGCGCCAAAGGGUUACAAGGGACCGGAGCAAAACGCAAUGGGAAAUUUGCUGGUUUUGUUCCUUCUCGGUGGCAUAUUUUCCGGAGUUUGCCUUGAUUGGUUGUGGCUCAUAGGAAACGCUAGCUUUUGAUCAAGAACACACUGUGAAAAGCAACGAUGUUGAAAUAGAUGCCAUUCUCAUAAAGGUUUAGGGAAAUCAUAGUUUUAAGUUUUCUUUAUAAUAGAAUACACAUUGUUUCUUCUUUCUUUAAAUUUGGUAUGAGUUAUUUUAGGAGCGAUUUUAAUGAACUGUAUUAGAAGAAGCUUUACUGUUAGUUGCAAAGGUUUAGGGGAAUUGUGCAUAA